AUGGAAAGUAUGUCGGGAGCAUGGCUUUCGGCAUUCGAGGUGGACGUGGAUUUGGAUGAGAGGGACCCGGCAAAACCAAAAGCCAGCAAGGUGCGCGUGGUCUCCCUCAGGCCACGGUUGCCAGAAGACCUCCACAACUUUGUGGCAAAGUUGGACCUAGAAGACCAGGCAACGCUGCUUGCUUUGACCAGCUCCCCUCCAUUUUGGCAGUUGAUGCAAAGAACCCCGGAGCUCCACGCGACUGCCGGGGAGCUGCUGCUGAAGGUGGUUGAAGCCUGCAGCGGGAGUCUGCAAAGUGCCCUGCCCGGGCUGGUGGAUGACACCACGGAGCUGGUGAGCAAGCUGGAGGAUGCGACCCAGUUCUUUCCACUCCUGCGGAUCAUUGCAAAGGUCCAGCCUGCUCGUUUGGCGCGGCUGCUGCCCCGGUUUCGGAGGCUGGCGGCUAGAAGCGAUUUGUCGGCGUCCUUGGACUUGGCCCUGGACCUGCUUCAGGUGGCGUCGGUCGCGUGUGCUGGCGACGACACAGCGAACUUGAGCUGGCAGCAGCUGCCAUUGCUGCCGUCGCCCCAAGAGCUGACUGGCCGUCUGGACUGCUUGGAUACGCCAGGGCUGGCCAGCGCGCGGAAAGAAGGAGGCUACGACAGCUUGGAUGACCUGCUGGGUACAAUCUUCUCACUUGAGCGGGAGGACUGCUUCUUCCCUCUGCGCAAGGCAGUGAAAGAUCUCCGGGCAGGCAGCGUGGGCCUGCCGGUGUUCCAAGUGCGGCUGAAGGGAGUGGCGGUGGGCACAGCGCGCACGGGUGGACUGCUGGCGGUGCUUUCCCUGCAGGUUGCGGGCAAGAGCAGGAAGAAGCUUCAACUGAUGUAUGGCAGCCUGAUGUGUUUCUCGCUGGACGAGUCCUUCAAGAAGGUCCUCUUUGCCACCAUUGUAGACUCCCCAAACUCGGACCUGGUUGUGGAGUUGUGUGGCGACUCCUCCUCCGGAAUCCUCUCCAUGCAGUCUGCUGGCAGCAUGAUCGCCCUGGAGUCGCCCGUGUACUACCGGGCCCACAUGCCGGUGCUGAGAGUGCUGCAGGGCAUGGAGUCUGUCCCCUUUGAGGAAGAGCUAGUGCACUGCUCCAGGCCACAGAUGGCCAGCCCCUGGGGUGAGGAGUGGCCUUGGGUGCCAGCAACAAAGGCAGGGGCAUUGCUGCAGGUGCCAGAGAUCGAUACGCUGGAAGACUUGUUGAUCAACUGCCGAGGGGGUCAAUUGUGCCGUGGCGCCUGUGUCCUGGACGGCACACAGAUGGCGGCCGUGGAUCACGCCUUGCGGAAUCGCGUGUCGUUGAUUCAAGGACCUCCCGGAACUGGCAAGAGCUUCGUGGGCCGCACCUUGGUGGAGCUGCUGCUGGCGCUGGACAGGUCGAGAAUCCUGCUGGUGACCUACAAGAACCACAUCUUGAAUGAGAUGCUGGGCGGACUGCUGCAGCAUGGAGUUGUCCGCAUCGGGGGUGGGCAGACGGACAACGAGGCGUUGAACCUGCGGAACCUGUCUUCCAUGAUGCGGAGCAUGGAGCGCGGCGGCACUCUCACCAUGUACAAGGAUGUAGAGCAGCGUCUGCAGGAAGCGCAAGCGGCGAUGGACUCUAGCAUUCGCGAGCUGUCACAGAUCCAUCACUUCAAUGCAGAUACGCUGUGCAGAUGUGCUGGAUCGGAUCAACUUGGAGCCUUUCUGGAUGGAUACCCGUGGUCGGACGCGGAGAAGAAGAGGCUUCGAGGUGUGCAGCACCUGACAAAUACCAUGGCUGAGGCUUUGGAGGUGGAGGCUGCAGACGAGGAUGUGGCGGAGUCGCUGAAGGUGUUUAGGGAGCUGGCGCAGAAAGUCAUCGACGAGUGGUUUCCCAGUGAGGAUUUCAAAAAGCUGCGGGCCGCAGUGCCCGAGUUGGUGCCCGAGUUGGUGCCCGAGUUGGUCACAGCUGAGCUGGCUGCAUCGGGUAGUGCAGGUGUUCGGAAUGAGGAUGAGGAAAAGGAGGAGGAGGAAACGGAGAGGCGGCAAUGUGAUGGCGUCAAGGCGGACAAGGAGCUUCUCAAUCGAAUGGUGCGCUUUGAUGCCGAAAGUACCUCUGGCCGAUUCGGGGGCGAGCAGCUGCUCGCUUGGCUGCCGCUGGCGGAAGCGUUGCUCCUGCGGACUUCCAACCCAUGGGAGCUGGAGGGAGGCGCUCGUGCGCGCCUGGUGUGCGCCCUGCUGCGGGAGCAGCGGUCGCAGGUGUGCGAGCGCUUCGAGGCGUGCCAGCAGCACUUCAACGCCUUGCUGAAGGAGAAGGCACGCCUGGACGAGGUCUGCAAGCUUGAGUUCUUAAAGCAAAACUCCAUCGUGGGCAUGACUUUGGAUGGGCACGGGAUUCAGAGCGAUCUCAUUGAGACAUGGGGCCCCGAGGUAGUUAUGGUGGAGGAGAGCGCGGAGUGCCCCAUCCCAAAGAUCCUGGCGUGCUUCCGGAAGAGUGUGAAGCAUGUCAUUCAGAUUGGCGACCCUGCCCAGCUGCCACCGCAGGUGAAUUCCCAUCACCUGGUCCGGCACAACUUCGCGGUGUCAAUGAUGCAGUGGUUGAUGACCGGCCUGCCUUUUGCCACCUUGGGCUGCCAGGGCCGCAUGCUGCCAUGUGUCCGUCAGCUUUUGGGGGACAUUUACCCGGAGCUGAGAGGCAACCUAGCGGUGGUCAACAAGCUCAGCGAAGUGGAUUGCGUGCAGAAGACGGUCUUCUGGUGGAGCCACGAGCAUCCGCAGGAGAGUGAGGGCACAAGCUACACCAACAAAGGCGAGGCGCAGAUGGCAGCGCAGUUGGUGCGCUACUUUUUGUCCCAGGGCACAGAUGCUUCACAGGUCACGGUGCUCGCCUCCUACAUUGCCCAGGUGCGGGUCCUGCGGCGGCUUUUGCAGCAAAGCUCGGAUUUCGACAGCGACAAGGUCCAGGUGUCGACCAUUGACAAGUUCCAAGGGAGCGAAAACGACUUUGUGGUGGUGUCCUUAGUGCGGACAGGGGAGCUCAGAGGGUUUUUGGCGAACGAGCAGGGCAAGCAGCGCCGCUGCGUGGCGCAGUCCCGGGCCCGGCGGGGCCUGUACUUUGUCGGAGAUUGCCGAUCCUUCCAGAAUGCCAAAGCUUGGUCUCCGCUGGUGGAAGAAAUGAAGCAACGCGACGAGGUGUCGAGCAGCCUGCCGCUGAUUUGCCCUCGCCAUCGCAGUUGCACGCUCCGCGCCAGCGCUGCAGAGGAAGUCCCUGUGAAGGGCUCGGUGUGUGGGCGUUUCUGCCAGAAGGCCAUGCGGUGCGGCGUGCCGAACCACAUGUGCCCCCGACCUUGUCAUGGAGGCGAUGAUCCACAUGCAGCAGAGAAGUGCAGGUAUGAGGUGAAGUACAUGUGUGCUGCCGGGAUCCAUGAGUUGUGCCGCCGUUGCUGUGAAGAAGAGGUUGCUUGCAAGAAACAGGUGCCCUUCACCUGCGAAAACGGUCACGAGUUGAUGCGCCUUUGCAGCCAGCCCGUCGAGGAUGUGAAGUGCUACUGUCCUUGUGAGUGUCCGUGCGAGCAAGGGCACCUCCUCAGUGUGCCUUGCUGGCAGCUUGAAGACAGGGACAGCUGGCCGAGCUGCUCAAUCCCGUGCGCGCGGGAGCUGCCCUGUGGACAUCUCUGUCCAAACAAGUGCGGCGAGAAGUGCCUCGACGCGAGCCGCUGCAAGCCCUGCCAGCAGCGGCGUCGCGAGGAGCAGCGCCGGGCGCAGGAGGCGGCCGAGGAGCAGUACCGGUUGGAAAAGGUGCGGCUGCGGCAGGAAUUGGAGGAGUUGGUCAGUCGUGACAUCCAAGACGCGUUCCGGACUGAGCUGCUUCCCUCCGGCGAAGCUGCUGCGGAGUAUUAUGAGGUCUACGACAAAGCAGGGCGCAGGAAGGAUUUCCUGGAAUCGGCUGUAGAGCUCCACGACCCCACCAACAAUCAGCUGAAGUUCCAUGGCACGAGCUGGGAGGCUGCGGAGGGCAUCAUGCGGGAUGGCUUCCGGUUGCCAGAUCACUUCAAGGGGAUGUACGGGCAAGGCAUCUACCUUGCCUCUGACUCCUCGAAAUCUGCGCAAGACAUCUACACCAAGGGCAGCAACAUGCUUCUUCUGUGCGAGGUGGCGCUCGGCAAGUGCUGGACAGUUGAGAAGGGUGGUGGCGAGAUGAAGCAGUUGAACUGGCAGAAGAUCAAGCGCAAGGGCUACGACUCGGUGUUUGCGCCCCGGGGCACGCGAGGAACCGGGGGAGUGGAGAACGACGAGUACAUUGUGUACGACCCCCGGCAGGUGCUCGUCAAGUACGUGAUCCACUACGAGUCCGUCUCAGUGGAGGUGCCUUUGGCGCGAACCUCUGUGAAUGAUAGGCUCACCGUCAAAGAGUUGAGGCCCUCUCGCAACUUUGACCCGUCCAACGAGCUGGACAUGCACUUCAGAGUUGUCGAAUCCCAUUUGCAUCGGCAGGGGCAUCGUGGCCACCUGCAAAAAGUUGAGUAUGUGAACAACCCAGAGCUUAUACGAAGGUUUGAGCAGCAAAAGGAGAAGUUCAAGCGCGAGAGGGUGCCAGAUGACAUCAUCCUGGCAUUUCAUGCGACGCGAAUCCGAGAAAACAUUGAGAAUAUUAUCCGUCAAAACUUCCAGAGGAGCCACAUUGGGUCGCAGACAGACUCCGGCUAUUGGGGUCGAGGAUUUUACUUCUCGGAAUUUCCCGCAGUUUCUUCUGGUUAUGGCAGCAACCUUCUCCUGUGCCGCAUCCUCAUCGGAAAAGCUUUCGACGUGCAGCAGCGCAUGGACGGCCAGCCGCUGAAGAUCGGGUACAACAGCCACCGGCUUCAGCCGAACGACCAGGGCUACGGCCAGGAGCUUGUGAUUGACAAUCCCGACCAGAUUCUCCCGUGCUACAUCCUUCAUGUCGUCUAG
Molecule: messenger RNA, 4935 nt
Organism: Effrenium voratum
Lineage: Eukaryota; Dinophyceae; Suessiales; Symbiodiniaceae
Source: the annotation of a GenBank genome assembly